Messenger RNA from Doryrhamphus excisus (bluestripe pipefish), 5952 nucleotides. It is a transcript of the gene zdhhc8b, whose product is annotated as zDHHC palmitoyltransferase 8b. The record is from RefSeq and is a predicted model, not a curated record. Gene Ontology annotation, molecular function: palmitoyltransferase activity. Gene Ontology annotation, biological process: protein palmitoylation. NCBI's taxonomy places the organism in Eukaryota, Metazoa, Chordata, Actinopteri, Syngnathiformes, Syngnathidae.
AUGUGCUCCAAGCUCAGGUGAGACCAAGCAGACCUAAGGGCGUGAGGAUGCGCUCCUUGUCGGUGCUCCCGCUCAGGUUGUACUGAGAGUGUCUAAUGAGGAGGAUGUUGCGCGUUGCUUUCGGUUUGCCGUUGUCUUGCUCCGAGCUGGGGUCUUCAGUUGCAUUCUCUUUCUUCUUGCCAUUGGUCAGCGCAGACGGGUCUCUCCUGGAACACAGCCGUGAUCACAAAGGAUUACUAGUGGCUGUCUCAUAUGGUUAGCUUAAGCCAUUGGAAACUGGGUUAACAUGAAUAGAAGGCUAUGUGGACUUUAGCAAUGUUUGCUUUGACUUAAGUGGAAUGUUUACACUUUUAUGUAUAAUGAGCUGCUGUAAGAUAAUGACAAUUAUUCAAACAUAUAGACAUGACAGCAAGGUUAAGAUAAUGACAGAUUCCAAAAGGACACAAUGUAAAAGAUCUUACUUAUCCCAGUUAAAGUCCCACGCGUGUCCAGUCUGGACAGGCGUUAUACCCGCUGGUGUCCAUGCCGGCUGGGCAGCGUCCAACACGGACAGACUCAACCAGCGGCUCCCCGCUUGGCUUCGCCUUUCGCCGAAAUAGCCGCGGGAGUCAGCAGCGGCGGCGGCGGCGAGCACCAGGGCGGCGGAACCUCCAGCAAAACCGCAAAUAAGUUUGAGAGUUUUCCUGUAAAACAUCUUCUUAGUCCCUUCGGCUGCUAACGAAUGCUAGCAAAUUAGCUAAAAUGUAGUAGUGUGUCGUCAAACGCCGAAUACGCCCUUCGGGUGAACCAAAGUUAUUUUGUAGCUAAACGACGUUAAUUGUUAAUAUCAGAUAAACACCCACUACAUUUAUAUUAGCGACAAGUGUAUCUUACAAAGUAAAACUAUACUGCGUCGCCGUCCACGAAAUCGAAAGGUAAUCUAUAGCAGGUUGCUACGGCAGCCUGUUUAGGUCAAACCUCACAAAGACAUCCACUAGGGGGCGCGCUUGUCAAGGAAAUAACAUUGUCGUCGCUUUGAUUUGUCUGUGUUGUAUUAUCCGCAUUUAUUAUAAUUAAAUUUAUCAUAAACACGAAUAUAUUUUUCUUGUUAGAAAAAAAACUGAAUAGAAACACCGGAAAAAAAAAAUAAAUAAAAAAUGUUCGUGUAUUAACCAACUGAAUUGAGUUUAACGUGAUUGAUUGGUGCAUGAUUGAUACAAAACGUGCCAAAAUGUCCGCAAAAGCGACUUCCUCUACCGGAAUAAAAAGCUGCUGAACAUUAAAGACGCUUGCAGCGGAGGCUCCACCUUUUAUAGCGGUCCAGUGACCUCACCAAUGGGGCUGGAUUUGAAGGGUGGGAUUUCCAGGCUUUUCACACAGAGCUGUUCCUGCCUCCAAGGAUCUCUGCACAGAUUUGGACUGAUUGUACCUGUAAUAGCACCAGAAAAUCCACAUUGGAUCUUCUUUUUUUUCCAUGCAAUUCCAAGCGGGAUAAACAAUUAAGGAAUGUGGACAUUACAGAAUGCCCACCAGCGCUGGAAAGAGAUUUAAACCCACCAAAUACAUCCCAGUGUCCACAGCCGCCACUCUCCUUGUGGGAUCGACCACUUUAUUUUUCGUUUUCACGUGCCCCUGGUUGACUAAGGUGAUCUCCCCCGUUGUGCCUCUCUACAAUGGCCUCGUCUUCCUCUUUGUCUUGGCCAACUUCAGCAUGGCGACCUUCAUGGACCCUGGUGUUUACCCCAGAGCGGACGAGGAUGAAGAUAAGGACGAUGACUUCCGAGCGCCCCUGUACAAGAACGUGGAGAUCAAGGGCAUUCAGGUCCGGAUGAAAUGGUGCGCCACCUGUCACUUCUACAGACCGCCUCGGUGCUCGCAUUGCAGCGUCUGUGACAACUGUGUGGAGGACUUUGACCAUCACUGUCCUUGGGUGAACAACUGCAUUGGACGAAGAAACUAUCGCUACUUCUUCCUCUUCCUGCUGUCUUUGAGCAUCCACAUGAUGGGAGUUUUCACCUUCGGCCUCAUCUUCGUCCUCCACCACAGGGAGAGACUAGGCGCUCUGCACACGACCGUCACGCUGGUGGUGAUGUGCAUCGCUGGGCUUUUCUUCAUUCCCGUCAUGGGUCUCACAGGUUUCCACAUGGUGCUUGUGGCUCGAGGUCGAACCACCAAUGAACAAGUUACGGGCAAAUUUCGUGGAGGAGUAAAUCCCUUCACGAAAGGUUGUUGUGGCAACGUGGAGUACGUCUUAUGUAGUCCUCUGGCGCCGAGGUACAUGCUGGACCCUCGGAAAAGGCCUCACAUCAAAAUCCAACCCCCGUUCAUCAGACCAGACCUCUCAGACAGGCAAAUCACAAUCAAGGUCAAUGACAAUGGCAUCCAUGGCACCAUCAUUAGCUCCAAGUCCAAAAGCAGCAUAGAUGGUCUGGAUGACAAAGAAACACAGCCACCACUGCCACCAAAAGCCGACAGGUACAACCAGGUGAAAAACCAUCUGACCUCCAGCGAGGAAAGUUCUCUUUCUGGCAAGACCCAUCCCUCUACUCCGGCCAUGUACAAGUUCAGACCGUCCUUUGGUACCAUGCCAAAAGUCCACUAUCACACGGCAGGCGAUAAGAUUGUCAUGCCUGAUGACCAAAAGACCUCAGCUAUCAUGGAAGAGGGUGUUCGGAGUCACGACUACAGAUCCGAACCAAAUUUGGAUCUGCCAGAGUACACUAAUGCUCCCCUUCACCGCACCUUCAAGUCCUCCCCCUUUCAGCUGGACUCAGACCCGGUCAACGCUCGGACUCUGAGCCUGAAGCAAGCCCACCAGCGUUCUGAGAAAGGUCAUCUUGUGGGUCUGCAGCCUCAGGCGGUCACCUCCACCCCUUAUAAGAGCGUUUUCUCUCCUAACACCCUCUCCAACCGCAACGGAAGCCUAUCCUAUGACAGCCUGCUCAACCCCAGCACCACACCGCCCACUGCCAGUGAGUGCUUGGCCCACCGUGGCGUGCCGCCAAUGGGCUUCCACUCACCCUACCUGCCCACCAAAAUGUGCCACAUUCGGGAACCAGAGAUGCAGAGACAGCAGGUUACCGCCACCUAUAGUCCAGCGAUGCCGCCCAGGGGGGUGGGACGGCAGUCCCCUCACCUCCACGACAGAGAGCCCUCCCCAGUGCGCUAUGACAACCUCUCCCAAACCAUCAUGGCCUCCAUCCAGGAGCGGAAAGAGAGGGAGGAGCGGGAGAAGCGUCACAUUCGACAUGGACAUUCCCAGACACAUAUCUACGCCCAGGACUCUGGCGUGUUUGAAUCCUCGGGGGGUUACGGCCUCCCACCCAACCCCUGCUACCCUGACGGGCCUCGCUGUGCCGGCUCAAGAGGCCCGACGCCUCCGGCUUAUGGAGGUUCCAGAGACAACCUCAUGGGGGUGGGGCUUAGCUAUGGCCAGAGAACACCUGUACUGCGCCAGGCAGGAUCCACUCUGGGCCGAGCCCCGAGGACUUCCUCAGGCUCCUUGCACACGGAUCACAACAGCACCAACAACAACCACGGCAGGGUCUCCGGCCCUGAGGGCCCCUACCGCUCCCCUGGCCACCAGCCCCACUCCCCUGCCAUGCCCCGAUCCCCUUCCUACUCCCACCAGAAACUCUCAUACAUGAGUACCCAGGACAGGAUGGACUCACCUCGUCUGGGAGGGUCAAGAGAGGCCGUGAAAGUUAACGGCCACAUGGAUUUCCACCCCAGUGCCAAGGGUACUGCCGUCAGUCCCAGUCGCCACGGUAACGUCAAAAAGGUGACUGGUGUGGGAGGCACCACUUAUGAGAUUUCGGUAUGAAGACGAGUCCAUGUUGGUGUUAUUCCUGCCCAAUCACAGGAUGUGUUGUUCUGUGUGUGUCUGUGUUGGGUGUUAUUUAUCAGCAGUAUGGGUUGCCAGGUUGACCAAAUGUCAUAUAAACAAAUCAAUGUUUCAACUUGAACAAAACGCCACUGAGGGGGGAUAAAAUACUUUUCCAAGCGUGAGGACCCUCGCCUCAAAAAGUCAAGGUGCUUCAAGACACCGGACCCCUUAACGAAGACCUGUACCUUUUUAAAGUGUGUUUGUUUCGAAUGGAUGCAAUGACUCCAUCAGUGUUUUUGAAGACUCAUAUUAUGGGAGGAUUCCGCCUGCCUUCCAGAAGGUGCAAGCUGGACCUGGACCAUCAGAUGACCUCACCACCAAACUUAAUGUUUUCAUCCAUGGAAUCUCUUGUCUGGUUUGGUGUUUGGUAGAAUUAUAUUCAAUGUAGUUAAAAAAACAUGUUUUAAUUAACUUGCCAAUACUACAUCGUAACCUCAGUUAGAGUCCAACUGUGACUAUUCCCAAAGACAAAACAAACUUUAUUUGGCUACAUGUUGGGUUAUGGGGUUGAAAAACACAGUUGAAGUCAAGAAAUAGAAAAAUGUAUUCAAUUAUUGUCCAAUCCAGUUAAAAGUUGGACCUUGUGGAAUGAAUUAACAACGCUAACCAAGGUUCCGAUGGAUUUUUGGUUAACAGCCACACUACAGAAGGGCUCACGGAGAGCACAGACUUCCACCAACGUAACAGGGAGAAAAAAUAUAUAUUUAUCUCAACAUAUAAAAGGUUAUUGAGCACAAAAGGAUGUAACAUUGAAAAAAAUAAGUGUAUUACAUAAUGGCAGAAAGUCGAUACUAGUCCAUUUCGAUGCCAAUCAUCCAUGACUGAGCUCAGCCGAUACCACCGUCAUAAGGCAGGACAUACUGUUUAUGAUCAUUAAACAUCCACUUGUGGCUUCCUCAUGGGACAAAAACGAGCUCCAAACUAAUGACAAAAAAAAUACACCAGAAGCUAAGCCAAUGUCGGCCCCUUGAUUGUAUGUUUAUGGGGUAGCGAGCUAAAUAGCUGCUGCUACUGACAGAUAAGGAAAGCGUGUAAAGAUAAGUGGAAUAGUGAUACGCUCGAUAAGGGAAUGAUAAAACAUCGAUUGGCCUCUCAUAAGUCAAGCUGUCAAACUGAAUGAGGUUUUACACUCAUUUUCAUUCUCACAGCAAAACAGGACAAAGUGUACAUGACAAAGCAGAUAAUCGGCUUUAAAAGGCAGUUAUCGGUAUAUGCCAAUCACUUGGUUUUUUAUGGAAAUAGGCUGAUAUUGAUUGGUGGCCAAUCGAUGGGAGCAUCCCUAGUGGAAAGUAUUAAAAGUUCAGUUUUUGACAUGUUUAGGUCCCGAUCGUGGCCACACACACACACACACACCUGCAGUUAAAUGACUUGUAUAGUAAAGUUUAUUUAUUUUAAACAAAAUUUGACAAUAAAUGCCUGACUUGAAAGAAAUAUUAGGGAUAUUAAGACUCAGCCAUUGUUGCCUUCAGGUAGAGUUGACACAUGGGAUAUUUGUAUGUUCUCUACAUGAAGAUUUAAAUAGACAAUGGAGGAAACAAUCUUAUUUUUUAUUGAUAAUGAACCAUUUCUUUUCUUUGCUGGUCAACGUUGUCAGUGUUUCCCAUACAUUUAUUUAUUUAUUUGUGGCGACCAUAAACACAUCACAAAAUGGCAGGUCUGUCUGAGAAUACUGACUGAAAAGAUUUUAGAAGACUGACAUGCUCAUCUAAUUUGUAGGUUUUUUUUUAAGGUUGUCUUACUUUUUGUAAAUGUAACAGCAAAAAUACUUCAUACCACUGUAGCCACCACAAAUAGAUUGCAGUCGUGUGGGAAACACUGAAAGAAAACGGAUGGUUACACAGAACGGUGUGUUAAUAGCCGCGCUACCGUAAAUGUCAAAGCUAAACCACCAUUGGUCUUGCUUGGUAAGAAUCCUAACACAUACAAAGUGGAUGUUACUCCUCUUAAAGACCCCACAGUUUGACCUUCAGACAUUUGAAUAUUGACUUAAUUGUAUUAAAAUAUAGACUAUACUAUAAAUGUGUUCCUAUUUUUGUGGAAAGGGAAUAUUUCCUGAGCAGAGUAAAUAAAGUUUUCUUUGAGCAAAU